Molecule: messenger RNA, 2874 nt
Organism: Panthera uncia (snow leopard)
Lineage: Eukaryota; Metazoa; Chordata; Mammalia; Carnivora; Felidae
Gene: PLXDC1
Product: plexin domain containing 1
Exons: 14
Coding region: 118-1620 (500 amino acids)
Source: RefSeq, a predicted model, not a curated record
CCGCCUCGCCGCCCACUCCUCCGCCCGCCAGCCCCGGGGACCGCGCCGCCCGAGCCCGGCCCCUCCCUCGCCGGGGCCCGGGCCGCAGCGGGCCGGGGGCGGGUCCCGACACCCACCAUGCGGGCAGAGCUCUGGCUCCUGGUGCUGGUGCUCAGGGAGGCUGCCCGGGCGCUGAGCCCCCCGCCCGGAGCAGGUCAGGAUGCAGGCGGAGGCUCUGGGCGGGCUGCCAAGCGGAUCACUCAGGGAUGGAGUCGGAGAGCCCGAGAGAGCCCCGGGCAGGCAUCAGAGUCGGACAGGACCCAGCUGAGCCAAGACCCGGGUGGGGGCACCCUGGCCAUUGACACACUGCCAGAUAACGGGACCAGGGUGGUGGAAGACAACCACAGCUACUAUGUGUCCCGUCUAUACGGCCCCAGCGAGCCCCGCAGCCGGGAGCUGUGGGUAGACGUGGCCAAGGCCAACCAGAGCCAAGUGAAGGUCCACAGAAUCCUCUCCAACACUCACCGGCAGGCUUCGAGAGUGGUCUUGUCCUUUGAUUUUCCUUUCUACGGGCAUCCUCUGCGGCAGAUCACCAUAGCAACCGGAGGCUUCAUCUUCAUGGGUGACACGAUCCACCGGAUGCUCACGGCUACUCAGUAUGUGGCGCCUCUGAUGGCCAACUUCAACCCUGGCUACUCUGACAACUCAACAGUCGCUUACUUUGACAAUGGGACGGUCUUUAUUGUUCAGUGGGACCACGUCUACCUCCAAGGCCGGGAAGACAGAGGCAGCUUCACUUUCCAGGCAGCUCUGCACCAAGACGGCCGCAUUGUAUUUGGCUACAAAGAGAUCCCUAUGUCUGUCCUGGAAAUCAGCUCCUCCCAGCACCCCGUCAAAGCAGGCUUGUCAGAUGCCUUCAUGAUUCUCAACCCGUCCCCGGAUGUACCAGAAUCUCGGCGGAGGACUAUCUUCGAAUACCACCGUGUGGAGCUGGACCCCAGCAAGGUCACCAGCAUGUCAGCUGUGGAGUUCACCCCACUGCCAACCUGCCUGCAGCAUCGGACCUGUGAUGCCUGCGUGUCCUCGGACCUGACCUUCAACUGCAGCUGGUGCCACGUCCUCCAGAGGUGCUCCAGUGGUUUUGACCGCUACCGCCAGGAGUGGCUGGCCUACGGCUGUGCCCAGGAGGCGGAGGGCAGGACGUGUGAGGACUUCCAGGACGAGGGCCACUCCUCGUCCUCCCCCAACGGCUCCUUCAGCCCCUUUGACGGGGACCUCACCACCACCUCCUCCUCCCUCUUCAUCGACAGCCUCACCACCGAAGACGACACCAAGUUGAAUCCCUAUGCAGGAGGAGAUGGCCUUCAGAACAACCUGUCCCCCAAGACAAAGGGCCCCCCCGUGCACCUGGGCACCAUCGUGGGCAUCGUGCUGGCCGUUCUCCUGGUAGCAGCCAUCAUCCUGGCUGGGAUUUACAUCAACGGCCACCCCACCUCCAACGCUGCGCUUUUCUUCAUCGAGCGGAGACCUCACCACUGGCCAGCUGUGAAAUUCCGCAACCACCCCAACCACGCUACCUACACGGAGGUCGAGCCCUCGGGCCACGAGAAGGAGGGCUUCGUGGAGGCUGAACAGUGCUGAGAGCACCCGGUCUCCCCUUGGAAGGACAGAAAAGAAGACCCCGGGACCCCAGAAAAGACCAGUCAAAAGCAAAGCGGAGAAGUGACUUUCCUUGGCUUCCUCUGAACAUGUCCUGGCUGGGAAGAUGAAGAUGAGACCAUGGCUUGUGUCGCCAGAGCCACAGUUUGGCCAUCACACCCCAUAUCCUGAAGCAGGGGGCAGAAAAGCAACCACGUGAGGUUUUUAAGGGAUGACAACCUGAUUUCAUCCUGUUUUGAUGUAAGGGGUCUCUGUCCCCUUCUCGGUCUCUCAGUGGUCUCCUCGGUGGUACUGCCCCAGAGGCCCCUCCCACCUGGAGAUGGCCAGACACCCUGCUCCGGUCGCCUAAUGCCCCUCCGUGUGACACAGAGGCCAAAACUCUAGAUUGGGGCGGCCCCAUUCCAGGGUCCAUAGACUCCAGAGCUGGUCCUCAUGGCUAUGGAUUCAGUGUAUUUUCCCCAGCCUCUGUGGUUCUGGAAGUCUGAAGAAGUUCUAUCCAUCUGUUAAGCACAGGAUGGCUUUGUAUGGCAGGUUGUCAUCAGAGGAAAGCCAAGUGGGAGGAGACAAAACAACUGGGGGGGAAAGUUGCAUUUACCCUCUCUCGACUGACUUAUCCUUUCUGCUGGCAACCAGUCCUUCCGCAACGAACGUGCGUGCAGCCCACAUCAUGGCCUUUACCGCAACUGCGGCCCAGCCUUGGCCUGGCGAGCCGUGCUGUGUGUGGCUGCAUCCGCGGUGUGGGGCUCUUGAUUCCAAUGGCACGUCCGGCGGCCAUUGAAUUCACUGGCCUGGCCUGUCAGUGUCAGCAGGUACCUUCAAAGGCAGGGCCUGCCAGACUAAUUCUUUUCCUCCUCUGAGCUGAAUGUUUCUAGCCAUUAAAAAGAGAAGAAACAGGGUGGCAGGAGGGCUUCUGGAGACCUACUCGGCAGGGAACUUCAGUUGGAUUCUGUUGAGGAGCAAAGCGGCCGGAACGGAUGGGCCAGAGGAAGCCGGCACGGGCAGGAAGGACUUUCCACGCGACCUUGACCUGGAAAGUGGCUUCCAUCUUUUUCCAGCUCCGGUGGAAGCUUUUGGAGCAAAGAGCUAGGCUCGCAAACUUCACCUGGUUUUAAGGGAAUUCUGUCCCAGGGAUGAAUUGUGGCUGCUUCCUGAAGAGCCUUUACACUUAAAAUCCAUAGCUCAACCUCAUUCAAAGUAAAGAACAGCAGCAGCAAAUAAAUGCUAAAUCAACCUCUA